GAGGAGGAGGAGGAGGAGGAGGAGGAGGAGGAGGAGGAGGAGGAGGAGGAGGAGCAGCAGCAGCAGCAGCAGCAGAAGCAGGAGCCACUCCACAGAGCCACCAGUAGUCAUGUGAGUGUUGCAGAGGAAGAGAAGGGAGGUGCUGUUGGUCCCAUUGAUGAUAGUGCUGCACAUGACCUUACUCUCACUGAAGAAGGUGAUGAUGAUGCAGACUCGGGAGAUACAGACAGCAGCAGUGAAGUGCCUGGAGCAGAGACCUGUGCCAUCUGUCUCGGGUGCAUGCGAGGAGAAGUUGGUUCCCCAGAGGCUUGUGAACACACUUUCUGCCUCAUCUGUAUUCUUGAAUGGGCAAAGACAAAUCCAUCAUGCCCUCAAGAUCGUAAGGCAUUUACCAAGGUGUUGGUACGAUUAACCCUGCAGACUGAGAAAGUGGAUCGGGAAAUUCCAAUUAAAAAACAGGAGUCUGAGUUGGUGCUGAUUUCUGAAACUGACAACCCCACCUAUUGUGAGGUGUGCAAUGAGUGUGACCGGGAGGAGCGGCUACUGUUGUGUGAUGGCUGUGACUUGGGCUACCACCUGGAGUGCCUUGACCCUCCACUGGAUCAGGUGCCAGUGGAAGAGUGGUUCUGUCCUAGCUGUACAAGUGCUGAACUUCCUUCCACAGUUAGGGUUCGGCAAACACCUCAGAGUGAAUCUAGCACUUCACAAGAACGGCCCCGCAGGCAGCAAUCCUCUUCCCAACGGCCAAGGCUCAUCCCACGCACCAGGGCGACUGAGAGGGUGAGGGACAGGAUCAUCAGGAAACGCAAAGAGAAACGCAAGAAGCGCAGACUUAACAGGAAACGCAAAAUUGAAAGUGGGGAAAUUGACGACCCAAGACCUUCUGUUGACUGCAAAGAGCGCCUUCUGUUCUUUGGAAGCAUUGACAAUGAGGUUCCUGCUGAAGAUGCGAACGACACAUUUGCUGAUCAUCUCCUGGCUGGCGUGUCAGAAUGGGCCAAUAGUAGGAAUACAGCAGGCCGGAAGAAUGAUGCUAUUAAGAUUCUGCGAGAUGCUGCAUUUACUCCCUCAACUAGCUAUGCAGGAAAGGCAUCAAUGGCAGUCAUAAAUCGUGUCAACAAUCAGGCAGAGGAAACACGAGAAGAUGAUGUUUUGAGUAGUAUUUUAGAGAAUCAGAGCAUUGUCCUCACUACCUCCAAAAAGCUGUCUCUUACUAGUGAUAGGAAGUUCAAGAAAGAGGAUGAGGCAAGUGAUGCAGAGUCUUUCAGUCUAAAACAAGAAGAGAGCUCUCUCAUGACUGAGCCUCUUCCAUCCAGGAGAUCCACACAGAAGGAUGAUGAGGAGAGGGGUACAUCUCGGGAAGAUGAACGAAGACACUUCAGUCCUCCAAGAAGAACUUUUCAGUACAGCUUCUCUCAUCACCCAUCUUAUUCCCACAAGUCUAGGUAUGAACAUUCAUCACGAGGAUUUGAAUCCAAUCAUAGACCACAAAGAGAAGAAAGAGGAUUCAGAGAGGAAAGAAUAGAGAGGGAAGAGAGACCAUCUGGCACAGUGCACCAAUCUCCUUUGGAAGACAGGCGCAGGUCUCCUCCCAGAAUGUCUUAUCAACGACAAAUGCCUUCUCACCAAUUUAGGAAUCAGAGAAAUGCUCCACCUAAUAACAGGAACUGUGAUCCUCAUGCUCGUUGGGAUGAAAGACAAAGAUCACAAAGGAGUCCGCCAUGGAAAGAUUUUGUUCAUAGGCAAAACCCUUCCAAUGACACCUAUUGGGGACGUAGACAAAAUGAGUCAUCAGGAAGCAGUAGUAGAGAGCCCAGCAGCCAGGAAAGGUAUGGAAAAAAUGAUAGAAAUAACAGCAAAGAAAUUUCCAGCUACAGAUCUCAUCGGCCUUCAUCAGAUAAAAGAGGCAGUAGCCCACCCUCAGGUGUGCAUGAUAAGUAUCCACGCAGGAGUGAAGAUGGUGAUAAACUUUACUCUCGAAGGGAGGAAGAUAGACACAAAAAGGAGGAAAGAGGGUACUAUCGCCAGUACCAUCAAAGGGACCACUCUCACCACAGGGGAUACAAGUCCUCCUAUCGAACAGAAAAAGAAAGUCUAUCCUCUUGCUCUUCCCAUCAGUCACGAUCUUACUCUAGGUCACCAGGUAGAUCAAUGUCACCAAUCAGGUCAAGAUCACCAGCUAGAUCACGAUCACGGUCACAUUCCAGAUUGAGGGAAACUCGUGGGAGGGAUCGUGAUGAUACCAAAAGGAGGAGAAAUCCUCACCAGCACUCGGAUAACAAUAAUGAAAGUGCAUUCAGAGCAAGCAAAAGUCCUAUGUCCCCUGAAGGAAUUUUAAAUGAUAGUCAACAACAGAGUGAUAGUAAAGUCACUCCAGGAAAUGGUGCUGAUGUUGUGUGCUCUCAUCACUUCUCAAAGGUUCAUGAUCUAUCAAGCAAGCCAUCGUUUGAGAUACCUGAGAUACUAGAGAACAAAUUCAUGGAAGCAAGGUCAAGAUCCAUCAAGGAUGAAAUCAAGGAACAGAAAUCUACACUCGCAGAGGGAUCUCUUAAGGUUCCCAGAGGAAUUAAAAGAGAGGAAGAAAAUAUCAAGAGUGAUAAUACAUAUUGUAAUAGUGAUAUAACAGAUCAGAAACCUGUGCCAGAGGUAAUGAACUUGAGGAAAGCUGAAAGUAAAAUAUUUGGCAAGGAGAAAAAGGGAAGUGACUUUGGUGUAAAGAUUGAAGAUAGUUUGCUCAAUGAUACAAAGAUUAUCAAUUUUAGUGUACAAAGUAACUGUAAGAGAGACCACAAAAGGGACAAAUUUCAUGAUGAUGCAGAAGGUGUAGACUCUAGAAAAGAUGGCAAUGGAUCUGAUACUCUGGCACUGCAGAGUAUUAAUCAUGCUAAGUGCAUAAACAGAGAGCAGGAAAGUAAAAAUGAAAUUACCUCUAAAGAAGAAAAUCAACCUGAGAGAAAAAAGAGAAAAAAGUUUCUGUCAGGAUUUUUUGGCAGAAUUUUAGAGUAUACCCCAGAGGUGGAACUUUCCCACUGGGAUGAAAAUUCUUCUGAAGAUGUUGCUUCACCUUUCAAGGUGAUCAGAAAAUCUGAUGUUAGAGAAUCAGACAAAGGUAUUUCACUUCCAUUUUCUUUGCAAAGGCUUCUGCCAGGAGAAGGCAAUAUUUCUGGGGAGAGUGAUGAAAGGAUAAAUACUACAAAGGAAGAGAAUCCAAAACAGAAGUCAGAUUCAGGUAAUAGAUAUGUAGAAGGGAAAAAUUUAGAAGUACUGAAAAAUAAAGGCUGUGAGAUACAAAAGUCAGGAGUAGGCAUGGGUAACAUUAAGAAGGAGCAAGAAAAUAUGUCAGAGGAUAAACAUCACAAAAAAAAGUCAGGUCAUAAGACAACAAAGGUUGACACCAAGUCUCUUACCAGCAAACCCAAGGAUAGUGUGUUACCAUCUUCUAGUCAUUCUAUCAUCCCAGAAAGCAAGAGUAAAGAAAGAUCCACGGACAAAGCCACUAUGGAGUCACAAUCUCAAACUCCCAAUGGAAAAGAUGGUUUAGUGCACUCAAGUGGCAAAAGAGAAAGAACUCAAAGUGCUUCUCAAAUGUGCGACCAUCCUUCCACAGAGAUUCAUGAACAUAAUUACAAAAGAGGAUCUACAGAAAAAACAGAAGAUUUUCAGAAUAUUUUUGGUGACAUCAGUGAUCUUUCAGAUACAGAUUCAGAUAAUAACGAGAGAAAUAAGAAAUUACUGAAAGGCAGUUUUGUCACUGAAAAAUCAUCUGUAAAACAGAAUGGUUCUCAAGAAACAAAGCACAAGUUCAUGUAUGAUAAAGAAAAAGAGAAAACCAAGAAAGGUGAGCAUGAAAAGAACAUUUUGAAAGAUGAUGAAUAUGCUACAAAAACUCAGAAGCUGGAGGGCACUGUGUUCAUACAAAAAGAGAAGAAGUCAAAGAACCAGGGAAAGGGAACAAAAAAUGUAAAGCCUAAUAAGGGACAUGUUUUGGAUCUCUUUGGAGAUAACUCUGACAGUGAUGAUGUUGACAAUGUUAAGAUUGAAGAAAUGAAACUACCAGAGAAAUUGCUAAAGUCCUCAUCAUUCAAGGAUGGUUAUGCUCAUAGGAAAGGGAGAGAAGCCACAGACAUUCAUAAAGGAAGAGAGAGAAAGUCUGAAAGGGAAACUUCUUUUCACAGGAAAUCAUCAGAAGAACCAUCUAAGUCAUCCUCGGAGUCUUUUAAGCAUGAUGUAGUUCAUAAGAAAGGAAAAGAAACCACAAACAGCAUUAAACGAGAAAAUAAGAAGUCAGAAAAGGAAACUUCUCUUUACAGGAAAUUGUCAGAGGAAGCACCCAAGUGUGAAUCUGUCAUAGACAGCCAUAACAGAAAAGACAGAAAAUCAGAAAAGGAAAUAUGCCCUCUAAAGAAACCAUCAGAGGAAGCACCCAAAUCAUCCUUAGAGAUAUUCAAGGAUGAUUCUGUCCAAAAGCAACAAGAAGAAGACACUGGCAUUUCCAAAGAAAAAGAUGUUAAGUCUGAAAAAGAAACCUCACUUUACAUGAAGUCAUUAGAGGAACCAACCAAGUCAUUAUCUGAGUUAUCCAGAGGCAAUUAUACUUCUGUUCCCAGAAGAGAGGUCUUAGAGAACCAUAAAGAGAAAAACAUAAAGUCUGAAAAGGAAAGUCUUCAACAUAAAAAAAUCUCUGAGGAACCAUCCAAAUCUUUCUCAGAGUCACUUGAAUGUGGCUUAAUUCACUUUAAGGGAAAAGAGGCUGCAGGCAGUCAUAAAAGAAAAGACAAAAAAUCAGAAAAGGAAGCUUCUCCACACAAAAAAUCAUCACAGGAACUAUCCAGAUCAUCUUCAGAGUCAUUCAAGCAUGACUCUCUUCAUAGGAAAGAAAAAGAAAUCUCUGACAGCCAUAAAGAAGACAUAAAGUCUCAAAAGGAAUCCUCUCCUUCCAAAAAGUCAUCAGAGGAACUAUUUAAAUUAUCCUCAGAGUUAUUUGAAUUAGAGUCUUCUCACAGGAAGGCAAGAGAGGUCAUUGACAGCCAUAAAAGAAAGGACAAAAAAUCUGAAAAGAAAACUUCUCCACACAGUAAGUCAGAGGAACCAUCCAAGAUCAACUUUGAUCUUGGAAAAAUAAGAGAAUCCUUAGAUAGCCAUGAAGAACAAACGGAUGAAUGUUCACAACAAAAACAGAAAAAGAUACCAGAAAAGCCAUUGAAAGCUGAACAACCUAAAUCUGACUCUGGUACUGAUAAAGUAAAAGAAGCUGCAAUUAAUCAUGAAGAACAAAAGGAUGGAUGUUCAGAACAAACACUGAAAAAAAUGUCAGAGAAACCAGGUAAAGCAGCAGCCUCAGAGAAACAUGACCAAUAUACUGAUCACAAAAAGACCACAGACAUCCCUAUCGGUCAAUCAGAGAGAGACAAAAAACUCACUCAUCCAGAAGACUAUAGCAAAAGAAAAACUGGGUGUUCCUUACAUGUGGAUGGGGACCAUCACAACAAUAAAAAAAAGAAGUCCAGCUCUUAUCCCGCAGGAAAAAUACAAAGAGAAAAAGAUCCAGUAUGCAAAACAGAGAGCAAGUCUUUAGUUGCAGCAACAUCUUCCCUCCAAUCAACUACUCACUCUUCAGAUAGGAGAGAAAAGAAAGAUGGUGGUGACUCACAUGCCAAGCAGCUGAAGGCAUCACUGGAGCUGAAGGUGGUGGCAGAGGUGAAGAAGUGGCUAGACCCUCACUACCGUGACAAGAGUAUCACCAAAGAAGAGUACAAGGAAAUUGUGGCUAAGUGCGUCAGUAAGGUUGUGUCAGCAGAGUGUGGAGAUGUGAUAGAGAGUGAGAAGAUGCACUCCCUGGUGGAGGGUUAUGUGAAGCUGUACAGACACCGGCGGGCCAAACUACAGGUACCUCCAUCCUCCUGAACUUUCAACCAUGGGAUACACUAUGUGGUUAAAGCUUUGUUUUCACCAACUAUUGUGACUAAGGUUUUGUUUUCACCAAAGUUGAAUAAUAUUUUAUUAAGAAACUUGGAUAAACUAUAAGUGUAGUGAUAUAGAAAUUACAAGUAUUUUCUGUGUUACUGUCUACAGUGACUGAAAUGCUACAAUUGAAGGAUGUCAUAUGUGAAAUAUGUAUAUUGUAAUUACUUAACUGCAACAGGAAUUGGCACCUCUAUCCAUGCCUGUGUUACAAACAGGUGUGACUGCUUCCACAAGAGGGGCUGAGCAGAUGAGGAUUUUGAAUAUUAGUUUUAUUUUUUUUUUUUUUUUCAAAAGUAAGGUCAUAGUUUGGGACUGAAGCUGUGUGCAUUUCAUUUCCACUGUUAUGGUCUGAAGGGUUGUAUGGAAAGAGAUUGAAAGAUGUAAAUGAAUGGUUGUGUGCCAUAUGUUGACUGGAUAACAUGUUUAACUUUUGGAGCACAACUUUUGUGAAGUCUGAACUCUUUGCCUUGUGAAUUGCAUUGUUAAUUCAUAGAUUAAUUGAAUUAUUUCAUAUAUUUCAAGCUAUUUAAAGUUGAUUAGCUCAUUUAUUACUUGAAGAGCUGUACAUAUUGGAAUUAUUUGGUAUCAUGAUAAUGUUUUGUUGACACAUUUAGCAGUCAUAUGCAAAUUGGAUAAUAAUUCUAUUAUUCAUAGUGGUGAUUUAACACCCAGAUCAUAAAUUGAAGAUACUGUAUGUAUUAAUUUAUUUAUGACAUACAUGAGUACAUGUUCCUAAAUUAAUCAAGACUGAUUUUUUUCAAAUCAGAACAUUUUUGUAUUUUAUAUUUUGUAUUAUGUGAUCCAGAAAGGAAUUGCUCACCUGUCCAGGUAUGAGAUAGGGUUGUGACUGUCCACAUCAUCAUCACAGCCACCACUACAGUACCACUCUUUACCACAAAACUGCACUAGAAGUUGGAAGAAAAAAAACCCCAUUGACUUGAAUCAUCUCAAGAAAAGGAGAUGUGCCUUAGCUUGGUUGUGCCUUACUUGCAGUGUUGUCUGUUUGUCUUUUUCAGAUAUUAAAUCACACCCCUUGACUUAAUGUUGCUUCAUGACAAACAUUUCAUGAGAUUGUUGUAGUUGCUUAUAUUCACUUUUCUGUGUGAUUGUUUCUCAUUCUUUUAGACAAAAUUAAGUAGAAAGUGACUGUCAUCUCUUAAGUUAUAAGCAAUAGUCAUUAUGGGCAUAUGUCAGUUCUUAACACUUAAAAAUGACACUGGUAUUGCAAGUGUGUUGACAUUAGAGAAAUGUAUUUUUAUGAUUCUGUGAUUCUUUCAUCUUAAUAAACUUUUAGGAAAUUUUGUUAUAAUGUGCGACUUGAAAACAAAAAGACUGCACUUUAAAAGAAAUUUGUUACGGUGGCUAGGAGUUAUACAUUUGUUUGUAUUAUGUGUAGAGUUUUAUCAGAUUAAAAUGUAAUAUAUAUGGGUAGUACAAAAGGAAAUGUACAUAAUGUGAUAAAAUAAUGGUUUGUGUAUUGACUUUUAAAUACUUAUAAAGAUAUCAAGUAAAUAUCAGGCCAGCUAUGAGAAGGAAAGAUGUUUCAGAUGAUUAUAAUGAAUUAAGGGAAUACAUACAUUGAAAGUGUUCAUAGUGAAAGAUUUUUUUCCUAAAAGAAGUAUUCAUAGGUUUAUAAAUAAUCCAGGUAUUACUAGGUAAGAGGUUUAUUUUGGGAAGCUAAAAGGCACAUGCUGCUGCAAUGAUUGAGGGAUUACUGUAGUAGAGAACUUUAACAUAAAUGAAACAAGGGAAAUGUGGAGAAAACCAUA
This is a messenger RNA of Portunus trituberculatus (swimming crab), 7733 nucleotides long. Its product is annotated as NK-tumor recognition protein-like. The transcript is spliced from 10 exons. The record is from RefSeq and is a predicted model, not a curated record. The coding region runs from base 280 to 5904 and encodes 1874 amino acids. Lineage: Eukaryota; Metazoa; Arthropoda; Malacostraca; Decapoda; Portunidae.